AUGGAGACUUUCGAGUCCGUGUGGCUCCCACGCAUCCUCCGAAUGCUCAGCGGCCCUGCAGCUUUGAAGGCCUUGCGCAGCUGCAGGAGUCUCAAGAGGUUGUGGCCCCAAUGCCUGCAGGCAGGCGAGGGCUUCUGGAUCCUGGAAGAGCUGGAGACGGUCACCUUGGAACAGCUCAUUGAAAGGGACGCUGAUCUUUGCAACUGCUUCCUUUGGGCCAGGAGCGACAUGAACAACCACAAGAUAUCGUACACUUCCUUUGCAGGGCAAGUUGAGAUUUACACAAAUAUGCCAACCAUGGAGUCACAGAAAGCGGAUGCUGACUCGGAGCAGGAGUCCAAGCCUGAGCUCAUAGUCCGGAGCUUGUCAGAGAGCUUCGCGGCCAUGAACGGAAACGAGAGCUUAGAGUUGACUAGGCGCAGACUUGCGUUUCCACGGACGAUGUCUCAAAAGCUGCCGGAACUUUUCGCUGGUGCUUUGGCAGUAGUAGGGGAGGAGUCGCCAGCACUCCUGGCCAUGGGCCUUGGCGGCUGGGAGGUUUCCAAGACCUCUGAGAAAUCACCGACAGACGGCCGCUGGUUGCACUUCUGCUUUCAUCGUCCGAAGCCCAAAGUUCCUCUGGCGAUCUUCCAUUUGAGUGGCGAGUUUGACUUGCCCGGAGGGGACGGCAGAGGAGAGGUUUGCCUUGGUUACGUUAGCAGGGACUUGGACUACGUGGUGUCCAUGCGAGAGUUCAGCGAAUAUCCCACCUCCAGGCACUUAGCCUCCAAAGUUAUCACAAAAUGGGAGGAAGGGCAAGGCCUACUGCACAGUUGGGGGCCCCUGCCGCCGCAAAAACUCAGGAGCGAAGGCACGAAGAUUGAGGAGAUCCUGGCGAAGAUAACAACGCCUGACGGCUGGGACGUUGAGAGCACCACGAUGUACAUGGAUGAGAAUCGGUGCAUCAUGGGCUGCCCAUUCCUUAAGGCCAUCUACCAGGAUGCCAAGCAAUUGCUUGAGUCUUGUGCUUGA
Symbiodinium necroappetens is the source of this 1011-nucleotide messenger RNA. Lineage: Eukaryota; Dinophyceae; Suessiales; Symbiodiniaceae. The record is from the annotation of a GenBank genome assembly.